UAGGCCCAGCCAGUCAUAUUGCAAGGCAAGGCUCUCGACCCAACACAAGACAGACUAGGCUAGGCCCAACACAAGACCCCACCCAUUCUUCUCUAUCUCCCUCGAGACGCGGCUGCCGGCGGCGGCCGCACUCGCCGGAUUCGCCGGCGCCGCCGCAGAAAACCCGAGAUAGCUUGCCUGUCUCGUCCCACGCAUUCUCCCUCCGCCCCACGCGCACGCUCUCUCCGCUCUCGCAGACUCCCAGGAGCCCCCCCCUCCCCUCUCUGUCCUUCAGGCGAGCAAAGGGAGAGGAGGGGGGCGGCCAUGUCGUCCCGCCGCAGCGGCGGCAGCGCACUGGUACGCGAUGGGGCCUCCGGCUUGAAGCGCAAGAAGAAGAAGAAGCAAGGUGGUACGAAGCGUUCAGCCACCAAUCCCGAGGAUGCCCACCAAGCGUUCGACAGAUUGCUUCAGAGAAGCGGCCGCAAUUCCACCUACCGCCUCAACCGCGUCCUCUCCGACGUCGCGCCCCACAGCCCCGCCGUCGCCAUCUCCCUCUUCAACCGCAUGCCCCGAGCCAACGCCAACUUAUGGACCUACGGCAUCGUCAUCGGUUGCUGCCGCCGCGUCGGCCGCUUGGACCUUGCUUUCGCCACCUUCGCCCGUCUCAUCACGACGGGACUGAGGAUGUGCCCGAUCCUCUUCAGUCCUCUUCUCAAGGGUCUCUGUGACCGCAAGAGGACGAGCGAGGCAAUGGACAUUGCGCUGCGACGGAUGCCCGAGCUAGGUUGCAAGCCAGAUGUCUUCUCCUACACCAUCCUUCUCAAGGGUCUCUGCCAUGAAAGAAACAGUCAACAAGCUCUCGACCUGCUCCAUAUCAUGGCUGAUCGUAGAGGAAGCUGCCCACCCGACGUGGUGUCGUAUACCACUGUCAUCAAUGGCUUGCUCAGAGAGGGUCAGCUGGACAAAGCUUAUUGCCUACUUGAUACAAUGCUGGAUCGGGGGACGUCUCCAGAUGUUAUGACUUACAGCUCGAUUAUCGCUGCCCUAUCAAAGGCUCGAGCAAUGGACAAGGCCACAGAGGUCUUUACUAGGAUGAUCAAGAACGGUGUUAUGCCUGAUUGCAUCACGUAUACUAGUCUUGUGCAUGGAUAUUGCUCUUCAGGAAAGCCAAUGGAGGCUAUUGGGAUUUUCAAAAAGAUGUGCGGAGCUGGUGUUGAACCAGAUGUUGUUACAUAUACCUCGUUAAUGGAUUAUCUCUGCAAGAAUGGGAAAUCCUCAGAAGGUAGAAAGAUUUUCGAUUCUUUAGUCAAGAGGGGACACAAGCCUGAUAGUACUACCUAUGGUACUCUGCUUCAUGGUUAUGCUACUGAAGGAGCUCUUGUUGAGAUACAUGAUCUUUUGGAUUCGAUGAUACAGAAAGGUAUGCAACCUAAUCAUCACAUCGUUAACAUGAUAAUAGGCACAUAUGGUAAAUAUGAAAAAGUAGAUGAGGCCUUGCUUGUAUUCAGCAAAAUGAGGCAGCAAGGAUUGAAGCCUGAUAUAGUAAACUAUGGAACAGUAAUAGACAUACUUUGUACGGUAGGCAGAAUGGAUGAUGCUAUGUCCGAAUUUGAUAGGCUCAAAUCUGAAGGACUAGCACCUAACAUUGUUGUUUUUACCACCCUAAUUCAUGGCCUGUGUACCUGUGCUAAAUGGGACAAGGUUGAGGAGCUAGCUUUUGAAAUGAUCGAUCGUGGCAUCUGCCUGGACACAGUUUUCUUCAAUGCAAUAAUGGACAGCCUAUGCAAAAAAGGAAAGGUUAUAGAAGCCAAAAACUUAUUUGACUUGAUGGUGCACAUAGGUAUUGAGCCUAAUGUCAUUACAUACAAUACACUCAUCAAUGGAUAUUGCUUAGAUGGUAAGAUGGAUGAAGCAAUGAAACUAUUUGAAGGAUAGAGGAUGGGUUAACUCUUUUGAGAGAGAUGGCGAGCAAGGGUGUGAAUCCUGGCAUUGUUACAUAUGACAUGAUGCUGCAAGGG
Oryza brachyantha (malo sina) is the source of this 1997-nucleotide messenger RNA. RefSeq names its product protein Rf1, mitochondrial-like. The coding region runs from base 304 to 1914 and encodes 536 amino acids. NCBI's taxonomy places the organism in Eukaryota, Viridiplantae, Streptophyta, Magnoliopsida, Poales, Poaceae. The transcript is spliced from 2 exons. Gene Ontology annotation, molecular function: protein binding. The record is from RefSeq and is a predicted model, not a curated record.